Messenger RNA from Brachypodium distachyon (stiff brome), 819 nucleotides. Its product is annotated as probable histone H2A variant 3. The coding region runs from base 105 to 506 and encodes 133 amino acids. Gene Ontology annotation, molecular function: DNA binding; structural constituent of chromatin; protein heterodimerization activity. The record is from RefSeq and is a predicted model, not a curated record. Gene Ontology annotation, cellular component: nucleosome. Lineage: Eukaryota; Viridiplantae; Streptophyta; Magnoliopsida; Poales; Poaceae. The transcript is spliced from 3 exons.
CCGUUCUUUAAACCCUCGAGAAAAACACAAAGGAAAGAACAGUUUUUCCGUUCCGCCGCUCGAAUCCGCCGCCAACGCCGCCGCUCCCCAAUUCGUCUUCGAGGAUGGGCGGCAAGGGAGGGAAGGGCCUGAUCGCGGCGAAGACGGCCGUUGCUAAGGACAAGGACAAGAAGCUCCCCGUCUCCCGCUCCUCGCGCGCCGGCCUUCAGUUCCCUGUCGGUCGCAUCCAUCGCCAACUGAAACAGAGGGCCCAAGCAAGCGGCCGCGUGGGAGCAACCGCAGCAGUGUACUCGGCAGCAAUCCUCGAGUACCUGACCGCAGAGGUCCUUGAACUGGCUGGUAAUGCAAGCAAAGAUCUCAAGGUGAAGCGCAUCACGCCCCGUCACCUCCAGCUGGCGAUCCGCGGAGACGAAGAGCUCGAUACCCUCAUCAAGGGCACCAUCGCUGGUGCCGGCGUCAUCCCCCACAUCCACAAGUCACUCAUCAACAAAUCUUCCAAGGAUUGAGAGUAACGUACCGCUACAUCUGCGGUAUCAUCAAUGGUCCUGAUCCCUCUUGCCCGCUGGCUGAAGCAAACAUGGUAUACCUUUCAUCAGACUGGCUUCUGCCGAAUGCUGGUUGCAUUCUGUUGUUCCUUGUUGAUGCUUCCUGCUAGCUUUUCAGGCUUUGCUGGCCCGUUUUGCUGCAAAGCCCAAGGCCCAUGACUAUGCUACAUGGGUCUCCAAACUUUGCCUUGUCAAAUGAAUGUUCUAUUUUCGGUAUAAAAAAAAUGAAUGUUCUAUUCUCAUGUUUAAUUAUAGCAAAUUGUGCACAUUGUCA